Acanthopagrus latus (yellowfin seabream) is the source of this 4467-nucleotide messenger RNA. RefSeq names its product BUB1 mitotic checkpoint serine/threonine kinase (gene bub1). The coding region runs from base 198 to 3962 and encodes 1254 amino acids. The record is from RefSeq and is a predicted model, not a curated record. Lineage: Eukaryota; Metazoa; Chordata; Actinopteri; Spariformes; Sparidae. The transcript is spliced from 24 exons. Gene Ontology annotation, molecular function: ATP binding; protein kinase activity. Gene Ontology annotation, biological process: mitotic spindle assembly checkpoint signaling; meiotic sister chromatid cohesion, centromeric; protein phosphorylation.
AACGCUCGCGUUGCUGUUGGCUGAGCGCGAAAUUUCAAACGUAUGCGUUCGCGGAGGCAGCAGCUCGUUAGAGAAAAACAAGCCUCGAGAGAAAUAUAUCAGUUUUUCGAUUUUAAUUUAGGUUUAUAUAGACUUUCGGGAAUAACACGAGUUGCUUCUAAAUAUUUUCAAGGACUCUCUCUUUAACUCAAUGCGAAAUGGAUAUUGCCACUUGUUUACAGUGUUUUGAAAGAAAUCUGAGUUCGUAUACGGGGGACGACCCACUGCAUCCAUGGGACAAGUUUGUGGACUAUUUGGAGCAUCAACUGCCUGCAGGCGGUGGCAGCGAGAUGUCUCUGGUGUUUGACGCUCUUGUACAGAGAUUUUUAACUGUCGAGCGAUACGCAAAUGACAUCAGAUAUGUGAACUUCUGCAUCAGAUGUGCAAGUUUUUAUUCUGACCCUGUGGCGCUGUACAGUUACAUCUUCAGUAAGGGUGUCGGCACCAGGACUGCUGCCCUCUAUGUGGCCUGGGCACAACAGCUUGAGCAGAGAGGAUUGCAUGAACAGGCUGAUGCUGUGUACCAGAAAGCCAUGGAGAACCAAGCCCAGCCAGCCGACACUAUUGUCGAUGAACUAAGGCAGUUUCAAACAAGAAUCCAGAGCCAGACAGCAGUAUCAGCAGGAGGUCGAAACCCUUUGCAGAACUCCCAUUUAACCAAUCAGAUGUCAUCUCAGAGAGAACCUGUAGCUCCAAACAAGACCUCUGUGGAUUGUCCACCCAAACCACCCACUGUUCAAACCAUUGUAACAGUAUCUCGCUCUGAGACUUCAGGCACAAUUCCCUCGAGUCAGACCUCCGGUGUUCAGAUCGUGUCCCAGUAUAUGAAGGAUGAACUUGUUUGUGAGGGAUCUGAACUCAGCUUUGAGGAGGUCCGAGCAGAGAAAUACUUCCGCCAGCUCCAGGAGAAGCAGGAAGAGAAGGCCAGUCAAGACUGGAUCGCAGAGAGGAUGCUGAGGGAACAGGAGGAGGACAUCCUGAGUAUUAUAUCUAUGUUUGAGAAAGUAAACCAGGAGCUAGAGGCCUGUGGAGGUUUGACCAGCCAGGCUUCAUCACAGAGGUUGCCUGUUGUGGAAGGAGCCACAGGUCUGAACCCUAAUCCUAUCCAGCAGUCCUUUGGGCAUCCUCGACCCUCAAAUCGUCUGAGCAGCAGACGCUCUCUUGGCCUGAGAUUACACACUGAGCCGACCUUCAUCCACGAAGCUGCCGCCACCCCUGAACCUCCUCAACAGCAGGACGAGAGCAACACCAGACUGGCUGAAGCACACACUCUGAGCACAGAGAGGUUCCACCAUCCCUCUGUGCCGACUGACAGGAGUGUUCAUUUACCAAAUCCUGCACCGACAUUCACAGACCAAGCAUUUGUUGUCCAGCCCUCGAUGGUUCAGACUCGAUCGGUGCAGCCUGUAAGCUUCGAGCAGAUGAACCCUUUGCUCCACAGACCUGCCUGCACCUCUGUUGCGAACGCUGAUGGUUUCUGCCGGGAUGAUCAAGUUCAACUCGGCAGCUCGGAGAACUGGUGCCCUCCAGAGCAGAACAGCACCACACAUCAGGAUAUCGCUGAUCCAGCAGUGCCGGAGGAAAAACUCAACAUGUCACAGGGAGGUACAGGUAACCUGUCUCACAUCACUCCUAACACCUCACUGGGCUAUGUUCAGGCCACACCGUCCAGGGUGCUGCCGUCACCUACUGUCAACACACGAGAAGCACUGGAUGUGAUCAUGGACAUGUUCCAGGCCCCGACUCUACUCGAGGACCCGUUCAGCAACACAUCAAUGGUCCACACUGCUGAGAUGGCCGAACCACCCGGAUACCCAAGCAAUGUAGGCGUCUCCUCUCUAACCAAGCCCCCGACCACGGCCCCAUUCACCAUCUUCCAGGAUGACACUGACAAAGAAAAUGGAAGUGCUGCUGCACCUUCUGUGGUUGAGAAGUGUAAACCAAUCAGAGCUCUGGCUGAAAUCGCGGUGUCCAACAAACCUAAUGACACUCCUCCCGAUCUGAUGCCGGAUGAGAGCACUAUGUGGGGAGCUCGCUACAACUCCCUUAACUCGCUGGCAGCUUGUCCCAACAGCACCACAGACUUCGCCAUGUUGGCUCAGUUCGUCUCCACACCGUUCACGCACAAAACACCUUCCGGCAGCAACUUUUUCCCGGACCAAGAGAACAAUGGUGACGGUGCUGACGCUGAUGACGAAGCUUUUAUCCGACGCCAGACAAAAAAACUCAGCCCCAUCAUAGAGCAGAGUCCGUGUGAUGAAUCAGCCGUCAGUCAGCUCCUGCCGUCUUCUCAGAGACACGGCACCAUCGUAGGUGAAGGACUCGCCACAGCCCAGCUCUGCCUCACCACCUCCUCCAUCACCAUGGUGCAGCCUCCGCCUCCUGCUGUGCUCUCCUUCAGAGACCAGACGGUCUGUCCCAUCGACUCCACUGUCCCCAGGACCACAGGGCCCGGCUGGGAAGUGUACAUGAGCCCCGAGCAGCCUCCUAAACGGGCGUCUCUGAUCUCCAAGCAACCUCAGAGUUCAGCCAGACCCAGACAUGAACCUUUUACGAUCAUAGAAGACGAACCCACCAGCCCAGAACGAGCCCAGGAACAAGUUGAUGUCCCCAUGACUCCAGAGUGUGCCCUUAAAUCGGACUGGCUGGCCAUCAGAAGCCCAGAUGUCCCUGUUGAGCCUGACCUGGACGCCUUCCUGAGUCCUUGUCGGCCCAAAAAGAACAUGGAUGUCCCCAUGAGUCCUGAGGAGCCCAUGACCCCGGGGCUGCCUCAACAGUUCAGCACUGCAGAUGAACCCAUGAUGAGUCCAGACAGGGGGCUGAAGGCCGACAUGUCCAUGAACGCAGCACCAACACCAGGCAGGGCGGCCGUGGUCCAGCUGGUGUCAGAUCCCUGGAGCGAUGAGCUGAUCUCUGGCCUGCUGUCAGCUCUCACCCCACCUCUCACUGCUCACCCCCGCUGCAUCACCUGGCAGUGCAACGUGCCCAACAUCAGCCCAAAGACCACCAUCAGCAUGGGAAAAGCGUCCCUGCGAGUGGAUGGCGUCGUUGGAGAAGGAGCUUUUGCAACCGUCUACCAGGCGACUGACCCCGUGACCUCUGAGAGGGUGGUGUUGAAGGUUCAGAAACCAGCCAAUCCCUGGGAGUUUUACAUCAACACUCAGCUGGACUCUCGGCUGCAGCCUAAGGUCCGCCAUCUUUACAGCAGCAUUCGCUCAGCUCACAUCUUCCACAAUGGGAGCGUGCUGCUCGGCGAGCUUCACAACUACGGCACUCUGCUGAAUGCAGUGAACAUUUAUAAAACCCUGAGUGACAAGGUGAUGCCUCAGCCUCUUGUCAUAUACUUCACCGUCUGUAUUCUGAACAUGGUGGAGCAGCUGCACCACAUCCGCAUCAUCCACGGCGACAUCAAACCUGACAACUUCCUGUUGGGAGAGAGGUUCUUGGAGAACAAGUGUUUCGAGUCGGAGAACGUGGACCACGGCCUCGUCCUUGUCGACCUCGGACAGAGCAUUGACAUGGAGCUCUUCCCAGAAGGCACUGCUUUCACUGCCAAAUGUUUGACGUCAGGGUUCCAGUGCACCGAGAUGCUUAGUGGGAAACCCUGGAACUAUCAGACGGAUUACUUUGGGAUAGCAGGGACCGUCCACUGUAUGCUGUUUGGGACUUACAUGCAAGUUACAAAUGAAGGCGGCACGUGGAAGACAAACGGCGUUUUCAGAAGGAACCCUCACAGCGACUUGUGGCAGGAGUUCUUCCACACUCUGCUGAACAUCCCGCACUGCGACUCUCUGCCGAGCCUCCGGAGUCUCCGCUGCAAACUGUCGUCGGUCCUGCAGCAGAGCUACAGCAGCAAACUGCCCACGCUCAAGAGCCGCCUGGUGGUGCUGCUGCUGGAGAGCCGCAAGGCAGCUCGGAGAUGACCGCCUGAGACGGAUCACCUCUUUGACUGCAGUUUAACUGUAAAAUGUUGUGUUGAGAUGUCACUGGAGGAGCAUAUAAGCUCCUGAUUAGAUUUGUACAGAUUUGUAAAAAUGUAAAUAUAUUUAGUUUCUUUUAUAAUUCCAGUUUAUCUGCUUCCAAACUGUUUGAUGUGUGGGAGAGAGAAACAGUUUUGCUUGUUGAAAAAUAAAAUUUGGGUUCAGUUGUUGUAGAUGACUUUCAUUGUCUCUACAGAUGGAAGUCGGUCUGCACAGAUUUGUCGGGGGGGUCAGCAUUUAUUUCACUGGAACAUGAUAGAUUGUUUUGAAAUGAUUCCUUCAAGUUUUCGAGUAUGAUUUGGCUACAAUUAAUUUAAAACAUUUGUGUUAAUUUACUGAUUGACGGCCCCCUUGACAUGUAAAAUGUAUUUAAUGAGUACUGUAUUUUUAACACUGAUUUUUUUUUUUUCUUUUUAAACAUUCUAUAAAAAUGGAAGUGAGCAAGUGA